GCGCUAACAGUCGGACUGCCCGGAUCUCCGUGCGAGACUUCAGCCCUCCCCAGUCCACAGUUCACACAAAGGAGCGGUAGGCUGUGGACAACGAAAGGCCGAGAAGCAACCUACAUUCUACAGACCGGUUCGUUUAGGCAAGUCAGCAUGGUGAAGAUAUUUGUGGGAAACCUGUCCACAGAAGCAACCCAGGAUGAGCUCAAAGAACUCUUUGAGCAGUAUGGCAGUGUCAUGGAAUGUUCAAUCAUCAAAAACUUUGCGUUUGUUCACAUGGACGACCGCAAAGCUGCCACAAAAGCCAUCAAGAGCCUGCACCAUUAUGUGCUGCAUGGCACACCCAUGAAUGUGGAGGCCAGCCAUGGCAAGAACCAGGGCCCAGUCAAACUACAUGUGGCCAAUGUAGAAAAGGGAUGUGAUGAUGAGCUUCUUGCUCUCUUUGAAGAGUAUGGUACAGUUUCAGAGUGUGCUGUUGUCAAAAAUUUUGCUUUUGUACACAUGCCCAACUAUGAUGAGGCAAUGGAUGCACUGAAGGAUCUGGACAACACAGAAUUCCAAGGCAAACACAUCCAUGUGCAGAUUUCUAAGAGCCGGCCUCGGCAUGAGGGGCAUGAUGAUUACCCCCCUCCUCCACCUCCUGACUACUGGCCUUCACGUUAUCCAGACAGGCCUGAUCUUCCCCCACCCAGCUACAUGAGAGGCCGCUAUGGCCCCCCAAGUUACCCCCCACCUCCCCCACUGCCACCUCCUCCCCCUAGACGGCCCCUUUAUGGUGAGCGUCCCUACGACAGUGACAGGGAUAGGUACAGCAGUGUGGUAGAUUACUAUGAGAAGUACCGAGCGCGCCCUUAUGCCACAGCAUAUGAUGACCAGCGGGCACCCAUUCCUCCCCCUCCGCCACCCGCACCCGUCGCCCGAGAUCCGUACGAGCGUCGGCCACUCCCACCUCCUCCGUCGUCAUACUACGCCCGAGAUCGCAGUCCCAUCAGACGCCCGCCCACUGCCCCCGUCCCACCUUCAUCUAAUGGCUACAGCUACGAACGCUCCCGCCUUGCCCCUGGAUACAACAGGGACCCCUACGCUGAGCUACCCCCACCGCCCACUGCUCGAUAUGCUUAUUAACCAAGGAUCGCCGUCUCUCUACUGCGUCGGCGCUCGUCCCCUUGAUGUACGCGACUAAAAUCCACCCAUUUCUGCGGCGCAGCGCGUUAUCGCUGACUUACAGGAAGUGAAUUGUGGACGUUCUUGUUAUUUUUAUUUAGGAAUUGUUUUUUUUAGUUUUUCGCUUCAAGUCUUAGGUUUUCAAUGUGUUGUAGUAUUUUAAUACUUGCCUCAUGUUAUCGUUUUUAUUUCUAUCACCACAAAAUAGCUAGUGUCUACUACUGUAUAAACAGGCGAAAAAAUGUAACAGUAUAUAAAUUUGGACUGAAUCCUCUUUAAUAAUACCAGUGAAUCUGCACGUUAAAAAGCGUUCAUUUGUUUGUAAACGCGUAAACUUUUGGGGGAAAAAAACAAAGAUGUCAAGACGUUCCCGCUAAUCACAUCUUAGCCUCUGUUUUAUCAUGACUAUUUUAUUUCCUUAAAAUGCUUCAAGAUAUUCUGUUAGCUGCAGUAAAAUUGUGAUUUAAAAAUUAAGCGUUUUUUCGAGCCGUCCUGACUUUACAGAUCAUACCAUUAAUCACCAGCUUAAGUUAUGAUUAACAUUCUGCCCAUGGUACACACAACCACACACACAACAGUCCAUUUACAACAGGGUUAAUGGAUUCACAUGAAACUUGGGGCGUUGAAAAUCUGGAAUUUUCAGGUAAGUAAAGACAAGAACAUGUAAUGAUGCAUAUUUUGUCCACAUUUUAUAACUUUACCUCAUCCAAAGAUCUUCAAUAUGACAUCCUUAGUUUCUAGCACUGGACAUAAAAUGUGGAUCCAGAUUACUUAUGUAUUAGAUUUUGUCAUUGUUAAAGACAGGGAACAGUGUUGAAGUUCUUUUGCCACGGACAUUAAUAAAAUAUACUUCCAAUAAA
Messenger RNA from Periophthalmus magnuspinnatus, 2018 nucleotides. It is a transcript of the gene rbm4.3, whose product is annotated as RNA binding motif protein 4.3. Gene Ontology annotation, cellular component: cytosol. Gene Ontology annotation, molecular function: mRNA binding. The transcript is spliced from 4 exons. The record is from RefSeq and is a predicted model, not a curated record. NCBI's taxonomy places the organism in Eukaryota, Metazoa, Chordata, Actinopteri, Gobiiformes, Gobiidae. The coding region runs from base 148 to 1119 and encodes 323 amino acids.